AUGACUGAUGCCAAGGACGGCCUGAGGACCUUAUCACUCAUCUCCGCGCUAAUAGCUCGUUAUCGCGCCGCCCCCCCGACUGAGUUCUUAGACAAGAAUCCUCCCCCGAUGUACAUCACGCUCUACUUCAUUGUCACCCGACUCCCUGACUCUCUUCGUGUCGUCAAGGACCACUUUCUAGCCCUUCCCCCCACCGACCUCACAUUCGACGACCUCGAGAAGCACCUGCUUGCGGCUGAGUCCAACAUCGUAGCUGUCGGUGCUGCUCGUGGCACUCCCCGCACUCCCCUCUUUGAGGGGUGUGCCCCCUCCCCCCUUGUCCCCUCCCACGCCUCUACUACUACUGUUAACCUCCUUGGUGCUGAGGAGGUCGGUGCCGCUUCUACUUCUGCUGGGAAGCGCCGCAGCGGCAAGGGCAAGGGAGGCAAGGGUGGCGGCACUGGCAGCGGGGGAGGUGGUGGUGGAGGAGGCGGCGGUGGGGGUGGUGGUGGUGGGGGUGGUGGCGGGGGUGGAGGGCGUGGGCCGUCUGGGGGUAGUGGUCGCUGCCCUUACCGCAUUCGCACUGGUGAACGCGCUGGUCAGACGUGCAACAAGUUUCACACCGAGUACCGCUACUUCUCUAGGCUGGACGAUGCCUAG
Molecule: messenger RNA, 639 nt
Organism: Closterium sp. NIES-65
Lineage: Eukaryota; Viridiplantae; Streptophyta; Zygnematophyceae; Desmidiales; Closteriaceae
Source: the annotation of a GenBank genome assembly